Messenger RNA from Verticillium nonalfalfae, 1572 nucleotides. It is a transcript of the gene RAM2, whose product is annotated as CAAX geranylgeranyltransferase alpha subunit. The transcript is spliced from 3 exons. Gene Ontology annotation, molecular function: CAAX-protein geranylgeranyltransferase activity; protein farnesyltransferase activity. Gene Ontology annotation, cellular component: protein farnesyltransferase complex; cytoplasm; CAAX-protein geranylgeranyltransferase complex. NCBI's taxonomy places the organism in Eukaryota, Fungi, Ascomycota, Sordariomycetes, Glomerellales, Plectosphaerellaceae. Bases 1 to 1572 code for a protein of 523 amino acids. Gene Ontology annotation, biological process: protein geranylgeranylation; protein farnesylation. The record is from RefSeq and is a predicted model, not a curated record.
AUGCCACCGAAAGCAAAGGUUGGCUCCAAACCCAAGGAAGCCGAGACGAAGACCAAAGACGAACCGCUACCCCCGCCCACCACAGCCAACGAGCAGACCAGGUACCGCUUCUACGCAACCAACCCCGCCGAGCACCGCCGCGAGCAGCUCGGCCUCGACGCCCUCAGCCCCGCCGAGCGCCAGACCUGGGCCAACGCCGCCUUCCUCCCACGCCUCGCCGCGCGCCAGGUCCACCUGCCGCCCAAGGCCGACCGCGAGUUCUGGAAGCAGGCCGCCCGCGAGUCGCUGCCGCCGCGCCGCCUCCGCGCCGCCGCCGGUCAAAAGACGCACGCCUGGGGCCCCGACCGCCACGGCCGCGACAUCGGCGACCUCCCGCUCGACCAGUUCGCCGAGCGCGCACGCAGGCAGGCGAGCCUCGCCGCCCUCGAGGCGCUGCACCGCCGGUUCCGCCAGAGGCGCGAGUUGGCCGAGAGCGGCCUGCUGGGACCUGACGGCACGGCGCGCGCGCCGAUCACGCGUGACGAGAUUGACGAGGAGAGGCAGCGCCGGCGCACCAUGGCGGAGCUGAAGGAGGCGCUGUAUGGCGAGAAGAUGGGGCCGUACGCCACGGACCCGGACUGGGAUGAUGUCGUGCCCGUGCCGUCGGAUGAGCCCGAGGGGUCGCUGGCUGCCAUCGCCUACCCGGAGCACUAUGCUGAGAUCAUCAGCUACCUGCGCGCCGUCAUGGCCGCCGAGGAGCAUUCCCCCCGCACGCUCCGGCUCACGGAGCACGUCAUCGCGAUGAACCCGGCCCACUACACCGUGUGGCUGUACCGGUUCAGGAUCAUCCAGGCGCUCGACCUGCCGCUCGACGACGAGUUUGCCUGGCUCAACGGCGUGUCGCUCGACCACCUGAAGAACUACCAAAUCUGGCACCACCGUCAGCUGCUGCUCGACCACGUGCACGCGCGCAUCGGCUCGGACGCGGCGGCGGUCAAGAAGCUCGCGCACGACGAGUCGCACUUCCUGCGGCUCAUCCUCGCCGAGGACACGAAGAACUACCACGUCUGGAGCUACCGGCAGUACCUCGUGCGGCGGCUCGGCCUCUGGACGGCGCAGGAGCUCGCGGCGACGCAGACGUUCGUCGAGGACGACGUGCGCAACAACUCGGCCUGGAGCCACCGCUUCUUCGUCGUCUUCAGCGACCCGGCCGCCUCGACGCCCGGCGCCCACGCCACGGCGCCCGACGCCGCCGUGCCCGCGGCGACGGUCGACCGCGAGAUCGCCUACGCCCGCGCCAAGAUCGCCGUGGCGCCCCAGAACCAGGCCCCCUGGAACUACCUCCGCGGCGUGCUCGUCAAGGGCGGGCGGCCGCUCGCGAGCGUCGAGAGCACGGCCGUCGAGUACGUGUGGCGCGUGGGCGAGGCGGACGGCGAGGACGUCCGGAGCAGCCACGCGCUGGACUUCCUGGCCGACGUGCACGCGGAGAAGGGGGAGACGGACGAGGCGGCCACGUGUCUGGACCGGCUCGCGGAGAAGUGGGAUCCCAUCAGGGCGGGGUACUGGCGGUAUCGCAAGGCGCAGCUCGCGUAG